Molecule: messenger RNA, 4456 nt
Organism: Nothobranchius furzeri (turquoise killifish)
Lineage: Eukaryota; Metazoa; Chordata; Actinopteri; Cyprinodontiformes; Nothobranchiidae
Product: neurturin
Molecular function (GO): growth factor activity; glial cell-derived neurotrophic factor receptor binding; receptor tyrosine kinase binding
Source: RefSeq, a predicted model, not a curated record
GCUGGCAGCUUAUGUGGGAAGGCGUUAGGAGCUGCUGACAGAGAUGCCUCGCUAAGUGCCUGAGUGGCAGAAAACACACGUUGGCUUAUCUGUAUCAACAAGCGACCCUCCAUGGAACCACAUGACAGCGUGGUGCUCCGCAGACUGGCACGAGAUACUUGCAGGGCGAUUACCACUGAUUAUAAGGGGGCCAUGCCACCAUGUUGGAGUGAAAAUGAGAAAAAUAAAUCAUUGUUGUAAUUGUUUUGCUCCAACCACACAGACAGUUGUGUUCAGUCAAAGAGGAACGGUUUCUGUCUCUCCUCCUGUGCUGGUUUGCCUCAUUUGCAUACGUAAUUGUCCUCCAAGUAUUCUUUGGUUUUCCUUUUUCUAGAUUUUCUCCCACUUGCCAAUUUUUUUAAUCUGUAUUCAGAUGUUUGCCUAACUGUUAUUUCUAGCAGAGCUACACCUUUAUUAGUUUUAAUGAUUAGGGGGAUAAGGAUCAUAAUUUAUUGGAAGUGAUGUGAGAAAAGCAAACUUGAUCAUGCUCACUUGGAUUAUUUUUUCCAGAGUGAUGAUCCCUUUUUGCACUAAGCCCACAUAUCAUACAUAGAGAUUAUUCCGCACCUUGCUGUGCUCCAGUCGAUCGAGGUUAAGCUUCAAAGUCAACUGAGCCGUUCAACUUUCAUAACCUGCUAAAUCUGGCCACGACGAGAGGAAAAAGAGGUGUUGGGUGAACCAAUGCGUUACUUGUCAAUCUGUCAUUAAGUCAUCGUUCUGUAGGUUUUCAAUUUAAACAACCUUUGGGUUUGAAUAAAGAAGAUCUGAUAUUGAUACUUUGCCAAUUAAAAAAAAGGCUUUGGGCUCUGUCAAGGUAGAUGCAUCGGAGGGGGUGAUCUGGCAGCAUUCAGAGGCAACAGACUUCUGGAUCCACAGGCUCACUUUUGCACUUUAACUUUGCAAGGUUGUGCAACAGCUUCCUUCCUGACGCUGCAACACACCUAAAGUUCCUGUAAACACUCAUCUGGACAACAGAAACAAAGUGUGGUUCUUAAAUAUUUUAAGAAUUGUGAAAUGAUUCAAAUAAAUUGAGAUAAAUGAAACUUAUUGGAAAUGAUAAUGACGUAUUUUAUCUACUUGUGCUCACUUACACUGGAAAGUGGAACUGCAAGCGUGCCAGAUGGCCACCAAUCUUCGUUAUCAGAAACAUCGACCUGUGGCUUUAGAGGCGAUGCUGUUGUGCUAAAAUAGGAUCUGGCAUAGACAGAUUAGGAGCCAGAAUAGCAGCUCGUGGACUCUUCUUUAGAAAGUAGCCCAGAGAGUGUCAGCGAGCGUAAAGAUUAUGCUUCCUUUUCAUCUGUAAUUACUUUUAGAGUCAGAACUUUACCGUUUCUAGAAUCGAUCCGAGCACCAAAUUUGCAGAUUUAAUUGCAUGUUCAGCUCGAGCCUCAGCGCAGCUGACAGCUUUACCGUUUGCGUGAGUCUCUUGGUCUCCGGAUUAAUCUGUAUUUAUCCACGGGACAUGAAAAUCUAAGCUUUUUAAGCCACUUGCACACCUAACGGAUUAAAAUGAUACAAGGAUCAAAUUUAGAAAUCACAAAACAACGUAUAAAAUCCCCAGCAUGACCGAAGCAUGUUGUUGUCUGGAUAAUGAACAGCAGCUCUCUCUAACAAGGACCAGGCUUUUUUUAAUUAUCCUUUUAGUUACUGAGUGACAGAGCUCGUGCCAACUGAUGUGGCUGGCCAACAAAAUUACAGCGCUUUCUAACCUAAAUGUUUUUCUGUUGCAUUAGAACCAAAGCUGCAUUCAGAGCAGCCAAUCCUGGCACGGAUCAUCCACUUUUAGUUUGCAGCCUCUUGGUGCCAACACAACACAUCCAACUCGCCAAGCUUUUCUCCAUUAUUGUGACGAGGUGGCGGCGGGGAGAGUUUCAGAGGAAGAGCAGCCUGUUCUCCAUCAGUGGGCUCCGAGUGUCGGCCUAACCCUUUGAGUUGGAGGUGUCAGACGGAUUAACACUCUCUCUCACACACACAUACAUAUGUGCACACACACAAAAAGCAAGGACUGAGCUUUGCCACCAACACUGCAGCCAGGUGUUUGUCCACGUGACUGCAGAUAAACCCGGCAGGCAUUAGUGCUAAUCCCGCCCUGAUCUUUGGAAUAUGUCCCUAUUACCUUCUCCAAGCACUGUCCUCAGGCCUCCUGAUGCUCACCUAAGAGGAAAAAGACGAGACAAGGCCUCUGCAGGACUCCAUUAGCAGGCUGUUUGCUUGCAACAACAAGUUUCAAUGCUCCCCCACGUUCUAAGAUGAAGUUAUGGAAAAGUGCUACUUUUGCCUUCGUGCUCUGCUCUGCUGCCCUGUCCACCCUCCUCAUUAGAAACACAGCCACCAUCCGACAGCUCAAACUCAAACCAAAGCCUCCGUACACGUCUUCACCUUCAUCGUCACAAUCGGCAUCCAGGUUGCCCUCCUCUGAGGAAUCGAGAGCGCCGCCGCAGCAAGCAGGAGGUCUUCAUCGGAAGACCCGCUCAGCAGACAACAACAUGAACUCUCUCCUCUCAGACUUUUCUGCCAUGUUCCAGAGCUUCACAGAGGGCGAGCUUCAGCACGUGCUUGGUACCUUAACGGACAAGAAGAGACGGAGGAAGCAGUCUUUAGUGGACAUCAAGACCAAAAGGACUAAGAGAGACCAUAUUCUGAAGGCCUGUUCUCGGAGGAAGCGGGUUCUGACGGUGCCUGAGCUGGGACUCGGUCACGACAGCGACGAGACAAUACAGCUGCACUACUGCAGAGGCAACUGCGAAGCCCACCGGCUCACCUACGACUUGGUGAUGGACACGCUGUUUGGGAAAAGUUCCAACAAGAAGAGUCGCAGGAAGAAAAAUCGCAGCAUGCCCUGCUGCAGACCAACCGCGUUCGAGGUCAUUUCCUUCUACGGGAAAAAUGAAUUUGAAAACAUUUAUAACGUCUCAGCAAAGAGCUGUGGGUGUGUAUGACCCAAACGGAUGAACUUCUCACUUCUUCAUGCUGCUCCAAACGUCUGUUGGAAGACUCAAACAUGGAUGCUGUUAAAAGACGAAUAAACGGAUUUAACAAGCACGGGGAGGGAAUGAUGGGGGCGUAGCUUCUCUGUGGGAACCUUCUCUGACAAGCUCACCGCUGGUUGGAACCCCAUCACAUAAACACAGGAAAUGAAAAGGACUGGUCAGACAUCAAACGUUUUUAAUCUUUUCUAUUUGUGUAGUAACACUGUACAUGGUGGCGUGACAACAAUUUAGCAUUUUGUGUCGUUUUAGUAGCUGUACGUGGGUUAGACUCAUGAUGACGAGCCAGGGAGGACUAGGUUAUCGCUGUUACUUCACCUCAUACCUUUAGUUGUCCAUUUCUCAUAGUUUACAAGCUUUAAUGACAAAAAUAUACUAAAAGGCAAAGACGCCAUUAGUAAAAUUCAUCAAUUGAGUCAAUUGUAUUGAAAUGGUGUCUGGAAGUAUGUUGAAUUGUUGCUUUUCCAAAAAUAUUUUCAUGUCCCGUUUACUUGCAUGUAUGCAUUAAUGUUAUUAUUACACAAGUAAAAGAAGAUUAGAAGUAUUUUUGUAAAAAAAAAAUCUGUUAAUGAAAACGAUUUAAUCGCUUCGGUACCCAUCUUAAACAACUGUGUUGUAUUGAUAUUACUUUUAAAGCAUUAACACAAACUCUCCCCAUCUAUUUUCCACACCGCUCGUAUUCUACUUCUAACUUCCUUACAUAACAUCUCAUCACCGACCAUCAUCUGGAAUUAUUUUUCUUCCAGGAAUUUGCCAAAGCGUACCACCGCGCGAUGACUCUACGACGUCCCGAUCGUAAACAUCACUCAUCUCACGUUUCAGGAGACACAGCCUGCGUAAAAUUCGUCCUUGAGUGUAAUUUGCAAGCGUUUACACUCCCGUCGGUUUUAGCUGAUUGCGAAAACUCAAGUGGAAAAGAGACGAAUGAUUUUAGUGAAAAGCAGUGGCAUGUUUUUCCUUUUCCUCUCAGUGGCAGAAAUCUGAAGGUUGGACUUGAGGUUGUGUUUGAACCCAUCUGCAAAACGUUUUCUAACCCAUAACGCCACGGUGCGACCUUCCACUGGCCCCGAACAUGCCUCUGUGUCGUGUUGCCUGUUAGACUCUUAGGAGACUUAGAAGCUGUUGACACGAUUUACGAGUUAUCAUUUUCACCCUCGGUUAUCCUAAUUUGGUUUGAACUAACUGCCUGACAUUCAGCUAAUUGUACAUUUUCUUUUGUUGUCUUGACAAGGAAAAGUGAGGGAGGGGGACAGAUGCAGUGCAUCUUUGUUGUAGUUUAUAUUGUAUUUAUUUGGGAAAUAAAUUAUAGAUUUUCAUAUUUAUUUAGAUUACUACACUUAAGCGGGACAGCUUUUUAUCACUGAACUGUGCCAAAAAUGUUUUAUCCAACACUCUGUAUUGACUGCUGAAUAAAUAUAAUUUCAGAGGUG